UCCGGAGUAAUCUUCCGGUUUCCCCGACAGUUGCUUUGUCCACAACUGCAUCAGAUCCGGGUAACGACUCUAGCCGUUUCCUGCCGUGGCAGUGGAUCUUUCGGUCUCAUGACCAGGCGCCUGAUGGUUGCUUCUGACCUGUGCGCAACUCCAACUCCAAGAGGGCUGACUCCGGAAUGUAUUCGCGCCCUGACACGCAUAUUCAGGAUUUGCGACAUUGACAACGACGGCUACCUCUCAGACAAGGAGUUGGAGGCCUUCCAGGAGCGCUGUUUUGCUAUUCCCCUGACCGCACAGUCACUGCACGACGUAAAGCAGCUGCCUGUUCUCCGAAACACUGUUUUGUGUGCUGUCUGA
Messenger RNA from Dibothriocephalus latus, 357 nucleotides. Lineage: Eukaryota; Metazoa; Platyhelminthes; Cestoda; Diphyllobothriidea; Diphyllobothriidae. The record is from the annotation of a GenBank genome assembly.